Nanorana parkeri is the source of this 1446-nucleotide messenger RNA. RefSeq names its product N-myc downstream regulated 1 (gene NDRG1). Lineage: Eukaryota; Metazoa; Chordata; Amphibia; Anura; Dicroglossidae. The transcript has 16 exons. Gene Ontology annotation, biological process: signal transduction. The record is from RefSeq and is a predicted model, not a curated record. Bases 99 to 1268 code for a protein of 389 amino acids. Gene Ontology annotation, cellular component: cytoplasm.
GCUGGGCUGGACGGAUUAGAAUUAAGAAGAAAAAAAAGUGCAGAGGACAGCAGCAUCUGGGGACAGAUUGUCACAUCUGACUAAGAAAGGUUAAUAAAAUGUCCGGACAAGAGUUCAACCUGGUCGAGGGGAAGCCGCUCUUGACAGAAGAGGGAAUAACUGUACUGUUGCAAGAUUAUGAGAUUAAGGAACACGACAUUGAGACAGCUCAUGGAGUGGUCCACGUCACCAUGUGUGGGACGCCAAGACAGAACCGGCCCGUUAUACUGACAUACCAUGACAUCGGACUCAACCAUAAAUCCUGCUUCAACACUCUGUUCAGCUGUGAGGACAUGAAUGAGAUCACGCAGCACUUUUCCGUAUGUCACGUGGAUGCUCCCGGCCAGCACGAAGGAGCCCCUUCCUUUCCAGGAGGGUAUGUGUACCCAUCCAUGGACCAGCUGGCUGAAAUGUUGCCUGGAGUAAUACAGCAGCUUAGCCUGAAAAGUGUGAUUGGAAUGGGAAGCGGAGCUGGAGCCUAUAUCCUGACUAGAUUCGCUCUAAACCACCCCAGCAUGGUGGAGGGCCUGGUGCUUAUUAACAUCAACCCUUGUGCAGAAGGAUGGAUGGACUGGGCGGCCACUAAGCUCUCGGGGUUGGCCCACGGCUUAACUGAUACGGUGAUCUCUCAUCUGUUUGCCAAGGAUGAAAUCCAAAACCACCACGAACUGAUGCACACCUAUCGUCAGCACAUCAUGAGCAUCAACCAGAACAAUCUGACGCUUUUUGUGAAAUCGUACAACAGCCGAAGAGACCUAGAAAUUGAACGUCCAAUUCCCGGGACAAACGCAGUUACAUUAAAGUGUCCUUCCCUGCUGGUGGUCGGUGACAGUUCUCCUGCCGUGGACGCAGUGGUGGAAUGUAAUUCAAAGUUGGACCCCACAAAGACCACAUUGCUGAAGAUGUCAGACUGCGGAGGAUUUCCUCAAGUCGUUCAGCCUGCAAAGCUCACUGAGGCCUUUAAAUACUUUGUCCAAGGCAUGGGCUACAUGCCUGCAUCCAGCAUGACCAGACUGAUGAGAUCCCGAACAAACUCUGGCGCCAGCGUCUCCUCCCUGGAAGGUAACAGGAGCCGGUCUCACACCAACGAGGGCUCACGCAGCCGCUCCCACACCGGUGAAGGCAACCGCAGCCGAGCGCAGACAGGAGAAGGGAACCGGGGCCGCUCACACACGGACACCAGAAUGGACGACCAGAACAAUGUUAAAUCCAUGGAGGUUACCUGUUAAACCCCAACAGCCCCCACCCCAACUUCCCCACCGGGCUCAAUUUGCACCGAUGAAAUCUAAUCUGCCAACUGUACAUAUUGACCUGACUUUUGAUGUUCACUCUUGAAAACAGAGCUAUGAGGACCAAAGAUUGUUUUGCAAGGUAGUCACCCCAUGUACUAGCCACUUGUAGCCACGC